Rattus rattus (black rat) is the source of this 2348-nucleotide messenger RNA. It is a transcript of the gene Lgi1, whose product is annotated as leucine rich glioma inactivated 1. Gene Ontology annotation, molecular function: protein binding. The record is from RefSeq and is a predicted model, not a curated record. Lineage: Eukaryota; Metazoa; Chordata; Mammalia; Rodentia; Muridae.
GCAGAAAGCUGUUUAUUUUCUGUUACAUCACUUCGCUAGCCUUCGAAGACCGGUCCGUGCUCAGUGCUCAGUGUUUUCUGUGAAGUGAGUCGGCUCUCUUCCUCCAGCAGUUGGCUCGCUCCCAUCUCAGCACCUCGCAGGUCUCUUCCCCCAGCAGUGCGCUGCCUGAACGAGGAACAGCUCACGAAUCAGCUGGAGGUCCCUGUUUUGAAAGAGCAGAUACAGAAGCAGAGAAGGGUGGAACUCCUAUGUGACCUGUUCUUAGAGCGAGACAACCAGCAGCUGAAUUCCAGAAGCCCUUGUUCAUGUGUGGGGAUAUUCUCUCGACUGCAUGGAAUCAGAAAGCAGCAGAAGGAUGGGAAAUGCCUGCAUUCCCCUGAAAAGAAUUGCCUAUUUCCUAUGCCUCUUUUCUGUGGUUUUGCUGACUGAGGGGAAGAAACCAGCGAAGCCAAAAUGCCCUGCUGUGUGUACUUGUAGCAAAGAUAACGCUUUAUGUGAGAAUGCGAGAUCCAUUCCACGCACCGUUCCUCCUGAUGUUAUCUCACUAUCCUUUGUGAGAUCUGGUUUUACUGAAAUCUCAGAAGGGAGUUUCUUGUUCACACCAUCGCUGCAGCUCUUGUUAUUCACGUCGAACUCCUUUGAUGUGAUCAGUGACGAUGCUUUUAUUGGUCUUCCACACCUAGAAUAUUUAUUCAUAGAAAACAACAAUAUCAAGUCCAUUUCAAGACAUACUUUCCGGGGACUCAAGUCUCUGAUUCACUUGAGUCUUGCAAACAACAAUCUCCAGACACUCCCAAAAGACAUUUUCAAAGGCCUGGAUUCUUUAACAAAUGUGGACCUAAGAGGGAACUCAUUUAACUGUGACUGUAAGCUGAAGUGGCUGGUGGAAUGGCUCGGCCACACCAAUGCAACCGUGGAAGACAUCUACUGCGAAGGGCCACCGGAAUAUAAGAAACGUAAAAUCAAUAGCCUCUCCCCCAAGGAUUUUGACUGUAUCAUUACAGAAUUUGCAAAGUCCCAAGACCUGCCUUAUCAGUCACUGUCCAUAGAUACCUUUUCUUAUUUGAAUGAUGAAUAUGUAGUCAUUGCUCAGCCUUUUACUGGAAAAUGCAUUUUCCUGGAAUGGGACCAUGUGAAAGCUUCGAAUUAUGACAACAUUACAGGCACGUCCACUGUGGUGUGCAAGCCCAUAGUCAUUGACACUCAGCUCUAUGUCAUUGUGGCCCAGCUGUUUGGUGGCUCUCAUAUCUAUAAGCGAGAUGGCUUUGCAAACAAAUUCAUAAAAAUCCAAGAUAUUGAAGUUCUCAAAAUUCGAAAACCCAAUGACAUCGAAACAUUCAAGAUUGAAGACAACUGGUACUUUGUCGUUGCUGACAGUUCCAAAGCUGGCUUUACUACCAUUUACAAAUGGAAUGGAAACGGAUUCUACUCCCACCAAUCCUUACAUGCUUGGUACAGGGAUACUGAUGUGGAAUACCUAGAAAUAGCCAGACCACCAUUGACCCUCAGAACACCUCAUUUAAUCCUGUCCAGUAGUUCUCAGCGCCCUGUUAUUUACCAGUGGAGCAAAGCAACACAGUUAUUCAUUAACCAGACUGACAUUCCCAACAUGGAGGAUGUGUAUGCAGUGAAGCACUUCUCUGUGAAAGGUGAUGUGUACAUUUGCUUGACCAGAUUCAUCGGCGACUCCAAAGUCAUGAAGUGGGGCGGCUCCUCCUUCCAGGACAUUCAGAGGAUGCCAUCCCGAGGAUCCAUGGUGUUCCAGCCUCUUCAGAUAAAUAAUUACCAAUAUGCAAUUCUGGGAAGCGAUUACUCCUUUACUCAAGUGUAUAACUGGGAUGCAGAGAAAGCCAAGUUUGUGAAGUUUCAGGAGUUAAAUGUUCAGGCACCCAGAUCGUUCACGCACGUGUCCAUUAACAAGCGUAAUUUUCUCUUCGCUUCCAGUUUUAAGGGAAACACACAGAUUUACAAACACGUCAUAGUUGACUUAAGCGCAUGAGACACCAAAUUCCAUGGCUGCCAUCGGAAACUUUCUACAGUGCGUGUGACCUGGAUGAACUCAAUGCAUGAUGACUCUUCUUAUCACACUUGCGGAUGAAUUACCUUUCAACAUUGAGACUGCUAAAGCCAAUACUACUAGAAUCACCAUCCUUAACUGUCCAGUCCAGUGGUGUGGGAAGUUACCUUUUAUAAGACAAAGUUUCAUUACGUAACUGUUCUUUGCAGUGUAAAUAAGCGUUUAAUGGUAUCUGUUACUCCGAGAGGAAAUAUUCAUAUGUACUUUUCCAUUUAUUUAUUCACGCGUCCCGAAACAACUGCCAAAUAAAAUGUUUACACUUUCUUUCAUA